UUUAACGUUUUAGGUCAAGGGGUGCUUUUAGGUCAGUCAGUGAGAUGCAUUCGCCCGACGCGAGCGCGCAGCAAUGGAGCCAGCAGCCGCCGAUCGACAUGAAGACGCUGUGGGUAGGCGAUCUCCAGUACUGGAUGGAUGAGAGCUACCUCAAUUCCAUCUUCAGCAGCACUGGCGAGCUGGUGAGCGCCAAGAUCAUCAGGAACAAGGCGUCGGGCUUCCCCGAGGGGUAUGGAUUCGUGGAGUUUGCGUCGCAUGCAUGCGCCGAGAGGGUGCUGACGGCGUUCACGGGCACCCAGAUGCCGCAGACCGAGCAGCUCUUCCGCCUCAACUGGGCCUACUUUGGGAUUGGCGAGCGCCGCCCCGAGGGAGGCCCCGAGAACUCCAUCUUCGUCGGCGACCUGGCACCCGACGUGACCGACUAUAUGCUCCAGGAGACGUUUAGAACGCGGUACCCGUCUGUUAGAGGUGCUAAAGUCGUCACUGACGUCGCCACAGGGCGCUCCAAAGGCUAUGGAUUCGUCCGCUUUGCCGACGACUCGGAGAGGGUCCGGGCCAUGUCCGAGAUGAAUGGGAUCUACUGCUCCAGCCGUCCCAUGCGGAUUAAUGCAGCUACUCCGAAGAAGGCUUUGAUCCCGAGCGCGCCAGCUCCACAAAAAGGUGAGAGUUUCUUCGUUUUCUAUCAACGUAGCUCACAGCUUUUUUCUUCGUCUCUCUCUUUUUCAGUGACCACUUUUGCGACUUCACCUCUACAGAAUGUGCCAAACGACAAUGAUCCGAACAACACAACCAUAUUUGUUGGUGGUCUGGACCCCGCAGUGUCCGAGGAGGAGCUCCAGAAAACUUUUGGUGAGUUUGGCGAGCUUGUUUAUGUCAAGAUACCUCCGGGGAAAGGCUGUGGAUUUGUCCAGUUUACUCACAGAUCGUGCGCCGAGGAAGCAUUAGGAAAACUUCAUGGUACCAUGAUCAGGCAGCAAGCUAUCAGAUUGUCGUGGGGGAGAACCGCAAAUAAACAGUAUCCCGCUGGAUGGGGUGGUGAUCCAUCUCAGGGCUAUUAUGGAUAUGGAUACGAUGGCUAUGGAUACACACAAGGCCAAGACUCUACGUAUAGUUAUGCUGGAUAUCAAGGCUACCAAGGAUAUGGAGGCUAUAUGCAACCGGGCGAUCCGUAUGCAAUGUAUGAUCCUAACAACGAGGUUUUCGAUCCCUUGACGCCACCCGACAUUGAUACCCUCAACGCAGCAUAUAUCGUCAUGCACGAGCCAUUUCUCGUCGGGCGGCAUCUAUCGCUCCCCCGAAGCACUGACACUUCGCAACCGGUGCUUUACUCGUGUUGAGCAGUGGUCUCUACCGCUGCGUUAGCAGCUGAUCAAAGAAAGAAAAAAAGAAUUUCUUUCGAAAAGUCCAGCGUGUGGUGCCUGUGAACACUCUGGUUUUUUUCAUGCUCUCUCACACUUUUCUUUUUGAGUGUUCUUCCUAGAGCUACUUCGAUGGGUAACGUUUCCUGAGAUCUGGAUGUUAACUUUAUUGAAAGAAUGGCUGCUUUCAGGAAAA
Selaginella moellendorffii is the source of this 1554-nucleotide messenger RNA. Its product is annotated as polyadenylate-binding protein RBP47B'. The record is from RefSeq and is a predicted model, not a curated record. Lineage: Eukaryota; Viridiplantae; Streptophyta; Lycopodiopsida; Selaginellales; Selaginellaceae. Bases 45 to 1337 code for a protein of 430 amino acids. Gene Ontology annotation, molecular function: mRNA binding. The transcript is spliced from 8 exons. Gene Ontology annotation, cellular component: cytosol.